AUGCUCUCAUCAAAAGCUGGUCUUCCUGGAAGUGUUAUGGACCCCAUCUCUGCUGUGUCGGCCGCCAGGCAAACCUAUACAGGGGCGUAUCUGUGGGUUCCGGAUAUCACCUCAAACAUAAUAGUUUCUGCUUCUACAUUCAUUCUUUGCGAUACUGUGGCUACUCUUCCCCUUGAGGACUCGUUGGACAUUCCCAAAAGUUUUAUAUCUUCUCUUGCGAUACGGAUCCAAAUUUAUAUUGGGACUAUGACUGCUAUUGCUGCUGUCAAAGCGGAAUUACUACCGCCAUCGGGAACACAGCUACCAGGCUGUUUUACCACUAUAAACUUGAUCGUUACAAUCCCAGUUUGGGUAACAGAUCUAUGUAUUGCUUGUAUAUUUUAUAGCAUGCUUGUGACGAAACUCUAUCUAGAAAGAAAAGAAGAGCGUAAAAUUGACACCCGUUUUACUCUUCGGACAAUUUACAAGAUAUUUCUUCGAGAUGGCACCGCAUGCUUCUUAUUAGAAACCUGUGUAGAUUCGACGUUCAAUGAAGACGUUAUAUUCAGGCAGUUUAGAAUUGCGGAAAUUUCAACCGGAACAGAUGUUGACACACCUGUGUCGGAGCGUGAAGUGGCGCCUCCAUUAGCACCCACAGAAGGCCGUCGACCAUCUAUUCGUCGGCGAAUGACCGUCGUAUCACGGGAGGGAGGAAAUGCGCGGGAUAGGGCAUACUCUGCACAUGAUGUAACAGGUCUGGCACCGAGGAUUACCACAAAUCUUGAACAGGACUCUCGGAUAUCUCUUCCCAUCAUUACAGAAGACUCUUAA
Psilocybe cubensis is the source of this 810-nucleotide messenger RNA. RefSeq lists its product as uncharacterized. The coding region runs from base 1 to 810 and encodes 269 amino acids. NCBI's taxonomy places the organism in Eukaryota, Fungi, Basidiomycota, Agaricomycetes, Agaricales, Agrocybaceae. The record is from RefSeq and is a predicted model, not a curated record. The transcript has 8 exons.